AUUACGAUACCACGAGUGUAUAAUGUUUGCAAUUUCGGAAUAAUAGGUACAAUUAAAUACGUGUGCAUCUGUAAAUAGAACGAUAGCUGAAUAAAAUAUAGUAAGCGAUCGUGAUGGUCGCAUUCUCUCAUUUUUAUCUAUUUAUCGUAUUAAUUAUGGUUUUAAUUUUAAUUUUAUUAGUUAUACAUCGCUAUCGUCCUAUCUUUCUAUCUUCUCCCCUUUACAAUGUCGAUCGAAUGAUUAACGUUAUUUUUGAAAAAGUUUAUAUUUAGUUAAAUAUGCAACACGUAUCUGGCAUUAAUAGUAUCUAAAACAUACGACAACGCACAUAUGCAAAUGCUAAUUCGAAUACAUAGAUGUAACUCAUGCACGCCUGAACCUGAACGUAUCUGUCGCACCUAGGUAACAUCAAAACAGUAUCUCUUUCUAUAUGCAGCAUUAGACAUAAUAUCGUGGAACAUGGCAUGGCACUGCAGUGGAAAUACAAACCAAGAAAUGGUAACCAAACUAAAAGAUGCAGGUAUUCUAACAACAGACAGAGCAGAAGCAGCAAUGCUUGCUGUAGAUAGGGCAAACUAUUAUCAUAAAUCAAAUCCAUAUCUUGAUCAACCGAGAAAAAUUGGUUACAACGUUACGAUUAGUGCUCCUCAUAUGCAUGCAUAUGCCUUGUCUAUCCUGUCUGAUCAAUUAUUCGAUGGAGCAAAAGCAUUGGAUGUUGGUUCAGGAUCUGGCUACUUGUCUGCAUGUAUGGCAUUUAUGGUGGGUUCUCGUGGUCGUGUGAUUGGGAUUGAUCAUAUUCCAGAACUAGUAGAAAUUUCUUUGAAAAACGUAAGCAGUGAUUGCCCUCAUUUCAUCAAGGAAGAACGCGUUAAAUUCGUAGUGGGAGAUGGUCGAUUGGGAUAUGCUACUGAGAGCCCUUACAAUGCGAUUCACGUUGGAGCAGCCGCGGAAACAUUACCACAACAGUUGAUAGAUCAACUGACACCUGGUGGCCGGCUGAUCUGUCCAGUUGUUGCCAUAGAAGGUUUACAAAGGUUUCAAGAUCUGGUGCAAGUUGAUAAAAAUAUCGAUGGUACGAUCACAAGAACGAAGCUAAUGCAAGUUUCCUAUAUUCCUCUUACUGAUCCUGCCACUCAAUUAAUGAACGAUUAUUAUUCUUAAUAAUAUCUUC
Messenger RNA from Eufriesea mexicana, 1171 nucleotides. Its product is annotated as protein-L-isoaspartate(D-aspartate) O-methyltransferase. The transcript has 6 exons. NCBI's taxonomy places the organism in Eukaryota, Metazoa, Arthropoda, Insecta, Hymenoptera, Apidae. Gene Ontology annotation, biological process: protein modification process. The coding region runs from base 460 to 1161 and encodes 233 amino acids. The record is from RefSeq and is a predicted model, not a curated record. Gene Ontology annotation, cellular component: cytoplasm. Gene Ontology annotation, molecular function: protein-L-isoaspartate (D-aspartate) O-methyltransferase activity.